UUGUAAAUUGAUCUGAGAUUGAGAACUAGAGCUAAAUCACCUAUAUUUAUAUGUUCAGUUCUUGACAUUGAAUUAAUACAGCUUGUAUAGUAUUACAUGCUGCUUGUGAACUAAAACUUUUAUGUUGUCUUUUUUAAUUCUCAAUGCAGGGAUUCUUCCUGGCUACAAUCUUGGUAUUUUGUGUAGCUACAUCCAAUCUAGUCAUUGCUGACGGCCGGAGGAACUUUAAUGCGGCUGAAUUUGGUGCCAUUGGCGAUGGCCAAACUGAUAAUUCCGAAGCCUUUCUAAAAGCAUGGGAAGCUGUAUGCACCGCUACAGUUAGAGGCACAGCAACCCUAGAAAUACCUGCAGGCACAUUUUUGCUGAAUCCUGUCAAAUUUGAGGGUCCUUGCAAGUCUAACAAGGUUCAUCUUCAGGUUUUAGGAAAAAUAGUAGCACCAAGAACUAUUGACGAAUGGCGCCCCAGGUGUAAAAGUAGUGUUUGGUUGCUUUUCAGAGGAAUAAGCGGUUUGAUUGUAAAUGGACCUGGUGCGAUUGAUGGUCGAGGCUCAAAUUGGUGGAAACUUGGACAGACACAUGGAUGCAAGAGACCAAGGGCCUUGCAAUUUCACAACUGUAAUCACGUCAAGUUAAGUGGACUCACUCAUAUGAACAGCCCUAAAGUACAUAUCGGUGUGAAUGGCUGCAAAGGUGUCUCUAUCUCUAAUCUCAAUAUUUCAGCUCCUGAAGACAGCCCUAACACUGAUGGAAUUGGCAUCUCAGGCUCAACCGAUGUCCACAUAUCCAACUCCACUAUUGGGACUGGUGAUGAUUGUAUUGCUGUCAAUGGAGGCUGCUCCCAUAUCAACAUUACUAAUGUUACUUGCGGACCAGGUCAUGGAAUUAGUGUUGGAAGCUUGGGAGAUAAAGGUUGUAAUGACAAGGUAGAAGAUGUGCACGUUCAGAAUUGUACUUUCAUCGGAACCCAGAACGGCGUCAGAAUUAAGACAUGGCCGGGUGGAUCUGGUUAUGCCAAAAAUAUUUCAUUUGAGAGAAUUGUACUCCAUCAAACUAAAAAUCCUAUCAUAAUAGACCAACAUUACUGCAAUGGACACAAAUGCACCGAAAAGGCAGUGGCAGUGGAAUUGAGUGGAAUAAAGUAUAGUGGAGUGGAAGGAACAUCUGCAAGCAAACAGGCAAUAACAUUUGAUUGUGCUAAAAUAGGUUGCAGAAAUAUAGCAAUGGAUCAAAUUAAUAUUACCUCUUCGUCUCCUGGAAAGCAGAUUCAUGCCUUCUGUAACAAUGCUAAGGGAACAUCUACCUCUACUACACCUCUAGUCCCCUGCCUACUUUCACUGUAAAAACAUAUAUAUAUAUAUAUAUAUAUAUAUAUAUACAAUUGUAUUUUUUAUCAUUGU
Molecule: messenger RNA, 1397 nt
Organism: Ricinus communis (castor bean)
Lineage: Eukaryota; Viridiplantae; Streptophyta; Magnoliopsida; Malpighiales; Euphorbiaceae
Product: probable polygalacturonase At3g15720
Exons: 9
Coding region: 144-1340 (398 amino acids)
Biological process (GO): carbohydrate metabolic process
Molecular function (GO): polygalacturonase activity
Source: RefSeq, a predicted model, not a curated record